Messenger RNA from Mastomys coucha (southern multimammate mouse), 3256 nucleotides. It is a transcript of the gene Ppp2r5e, whose product is annotated as protein phosphatase 2 regulatory subunit B'epsilon. Bases 584 to 1987 code for a protein of 467 amino acids. Gene Ontology annotation, cellular component: nucleus; protein phosphatase type 2A complex; cytosol. Gene Ontology annotation, molecular function: protein phosphatase activator activity. The transcript has 14 exons. The record is from RefSeq and is a predicted model, not a curated record. NCBI's taxonomy places the organism in Eukaryota, Metazoa, Chordata, Mammalia, Rodentia, Muridae. Gene Ontology annotation, biological process: signal transduction; protein dephosphorylation.
CCGCCCGGUGAUAUUGACAAUAGGAGAGAGAAAGGGGCACUGACGGGGACCCUGCGCCGGUAGCGAACGGCGGCUCUGGCAGCGGCGGCUCAGGCGGCUCCAACUCUUCCUCCCGACUCCCGUGCUUGCUGCCGCUGCAAAUCCAGGCUCUCUCCCUCCUCCCCCUCCCCGCGUCGCCGCUGCCGCUGCCGCCGCCGCCGCCGCCGCCGCCGGGUCCGGUGCAACGAGCAGAGGCGCCGCCCGCCGGGAAUGUGAACGAAGAGCCGCCGGCGGAGCCGCAACCGGGUCGGUGCCGAUUUGAUGGGACGGGCCCGCGGGGGAGGCUCGUGAGGCCGCCGCUGCCACUGCCGGAGCGCUGAGGUUCGGGGCCAGCCGAGAGGCCUAGAAACACUGCCGCUACCGCGGAACCGGAGGGACGUCGCCCCGGACGGCUAUAGUAGCCCGGGUCUCUCCGCUGCUGCCCGGACCUCCCACCGUGCGUCCCGGGCCAUCGCCCGCCCCCGCCGCGGCCCCUAGCUCGCAGCCCACUCCGCGCAGCCACAGAUCAUCUUCCGAUUCUUCCCCAGGAGCUUCAAGUAGGGAUAUGUCCUCAGCACCAACUACUCCUCCAUCAGUGGAUAAAGUAGACGGAUUUUCUCGGAAGUCCGUCAGAAAAGCCAGACAGAAGAGGUCGCAAAGCUCCUCACAGUUUAGGUCUCAAGGCAAGCCCAUUGAGCUCACACCUCUGCCACUGCUGAAAGACGUUCCAACCUCAGAGCAGCCUGAACUGUUCCUAAAGAAACUUCAGCAGUGCUGUGUCAUUUUUGACUUCAUGGACACGCUAUCUGAUCUUAAAAUGAAAGAAUACAAGCGCUCCACUCUUAAUGAACUGGUGGACUACAUUACAAUAAGCAGAGGCUGUCUGACAGAGCAGACUUACCCUGAAGUAGUUAGAAUGGUAUCUUGCAAUAUAUUCAGAACUCUCCCUCCUAGUGACAGCAAUGAAUUCGACCCAGAAGAAGAUGAACCUACCCUUGAGGCAUCGUGGCCCCACUUACAGCUUGUAUAUGAAUUUUUCAUACGAUUUUUGGAAAGCCAAGAAUUCCAACCCAGCAUUGCCAAAAAAUACAUAGAUCAGAAAUUUGUAUUACAGCUUUUGGAGCUAUUUGACAGUGAAGACCCUCGAGAACGGGACUAUUUAAAAACAGUCUUGCACAGGAUCUAUGGCAAGUUUCUCGGGCUUAGAGCAUUUAUCCGAAAACAAAUUAACAAUAUUUUUCUAAGGUUUGUUUAUGAAACAGAGCACUUCAAUGGUGUAGCUGAACUGCUGGAAAUAUUAGGAAGUAUUAUCAAUGGCUUCGCUUUACCACUUAAGGCAGAACAUAAACAGUUCCUGGUGAAAGUGUUGAUCCCUUUACACACUGUCAGGAGUUUGUCACUCUUCCAUGCUCAGCUGGCGUAUUGUAUAGUACAGUUUCUGGAGAAAGACCCUUCCCUUACAGAACCAGUUAUUAGGGGGUUAAUGAAAUUUUGGCCUAAAACCUGCAGUCAAAAAGAGGUCAUGUUCCUUGGGGAGCUGGAAGAAAUCUUGGAUGUGAUUGAACCGUCACAAUUUGUUAAAAUCCAAGAACCUUUGUUUAAACAAAUUGCCAAGUGUGUUUCUAGCCCCCAUUUUCAGGUGGCAGAAAGGGCACUCUAUUAUUGGAAUAAUGAAUACAUCAUGAGUUUGAUAGAAGAAAACUCUAACGUCAUCCUUCCCAUCAUGUUCUCCAGCCUUUAUAGGAUUUCAAAAGAGCAUUGGAAUCCGGCUAUUGUGGCGUUGGUGUACAACGUGUUGAAGGCAUUUAUGGAAAUGAACAGCACUAUGUUUGAUGAGCUGACAGCCACAUACAAGUCAGAUCGUCAGCGUGAGAAAAAGAAAGAAAAGGAGCGCGAAGAACUGUGGAAAAAAUUGGAGGAUCUGGAGUUAAAGAGAGGUCUUAGCCGCGAUGGGAUAAUUCCAACUUAACAACAAUCUGACAGCGACACACUAACCCGUGGGUCACACGCUUAUGUAGUAGAAGGAUGGAGCAACAGUUUUCUGUAUUGUGCAACUUUACAGUAGAUUUCACAUUUGUCUCAUUAUUACAGCAGCACUGUAUAUACCUGUCUCUAAGUAAAGGAAAACAAAAGGGACUUCAAAGUGUGGCAGUAGAUGGACUCGCAGAACUCUGCAAACAUAAUCAUUGUUCUAACCCUCUUUAAAAACAAACAAACGAAAGGUCUACAGAGAUCUGUCGGGGAAAUUGCUAUGUUAAAUUCCAUUAUCAGGAGUUCCUUAUUUAUCACUAGCAGAGAGUAUGAUACAAUUUUCAAAUGUGAACAAUCUUAAAUUUAGCUUGUCUUUCUGCUAAGCUGUUAAAUGUAUUUAUAGUAAAGGAAGAAAAGAUUGUCAUUUCUUUAUAAGUUUGUAUAGCGCCCUCCUCUGGACAUGACUGUAACGUGACAUCCUUUCCUUUUGCACAUCUUCAUGAGUCCAAUGUCCACGUGGAACGGGGCUGUAAAUCGCAGAGGUCCCUGAUGAAGUUGGUAUGCUGGAUGAACAUCUUCCCAGCUGCCAGGUGGUCCUCAUACUCCUUUAGUUUUCAGAUUAGGAGUAAAAAAGAAGAGGUGGUAAGCAUGGUAGCCAAGGGAAUGCUGGGCUUCAUAUCAGAUAUGGUGAGUCCAAAUCAGUGUCUUGAAUCCUUUGAAAACAGGCAGUGGGACGUGCAGGCUUCAGCACCUGCAGCAGUAGCUGCAGACGUCAAUGUGCAUCCAGAUCAGAGACAAUUUAGAAAUGUCAGAGACCAUCCUGUCGGAUCCUAUGAAGAAAGAAAGACAGAACACUACACAGUAGAACCAUGAAGCUGAGCACCAGGACUGCGCACCCAUUGGAACCGAGUUGAGCAAACAGCACGGCUGUUUGGAGUUGUUGCCUUAUUUCCUAGCGUGGACUUACAAAGUAUUUCAGCAAACGAGGAUGCGGCCCCUGGGAAAAACAAAGCGCGGCCCCUGGGAAAAACUAAGCGCGUCCCCGUGGCUCUUUGUAGAUUCUCGUUCUAUAGCUCAUCACAGCGCCAGCCCUGUUUUUAGCCAGAAAGGAUUCAGGAUCAACAUUAUGCGUUCUGAAUUGGAUGCAUAUUCCUAACUACUGUAUUUGUUACCAAAAGUGGUUCUACAAAUGCUACUGAAAAAAAUCUGGAAAUUCCUAAUGUCCUGAGUAUUAAUAAUAAAGUUUAAAAAAUGCUUUUAUAUCAAA